CUUAGAGCCACUAGCUGAAGCGGGAUUGAAAGAACUCUCAGCAGACGAAUCUAUCCUGGUUUGGGGUUUAUCCUGCUUCUUCUGAUCCAUGAGAGGAAAGCAAGGUGUCUCCCUGUUUGCUUUUGAGUGAUGUAUCACCAACAAAGAAAGUUUCAAAAAAGAAAGACCUGCUAUAAUUGGGAUGACUUCACACUAGCUAAGUUUGGAUAAAUAAAAAGCCUGGUGGAAAACGUAACAGCAUUUGAGAGAGGAAGUGACAAGAAGCAGCAUUAAAGUCCAGACAAGACAGAGUAUUCGUGAGAACUACAAGGGGUACCAAGGUAAAUGAAGCCAGCACAAUAUGUUCAGUGUAGAGGACCUCCUGAUUUCUCAUGGAUACAAAUUGUCUAAAAAUCCCACCAACUUGUAUGAGAACAGAAGUGAUGGAUUCCAGCAUGAAGUCACAGAUAGGCGGAUUAGUCAUGGACCACUUAAUGGGUUUUCAACCAACUCUGUAGCCUUUGCAAACAGCAAGAAGACAGGAACCAAAAGUACCUUGAAUGACAAUCAAAGCAGUUAUGGCAUCAGAGGGAGGCAGCCGGUCUCCGUUUACCAUAAAGACUUCCCAGCUUCGGCCAAUAUGCAUACUUCAGAGGCAGGGUUUUAUGACAAACCCCAGUUAGGCUGGUCCUCCAGCCCAAAGACAGAAAAAGAUCUUGCCUACUGGAGAAGAAGAGGCCAGGAUUUUAGUGCAUUACUGGGUUAUACUGACAAGGGGGACUCAGAAAUGAAGGGAAUGGCUGUGCCUUGCACUUUGUAUGGACAUGACAAAAAAGGUCAGUGGGAGAUAGAAGGUGGAACAGAGAAAAUUAGAAGAGCCAACAUGCAGGAGAACUGGAAACCCUCUGCUGAUUAUAGGUGGCAGAAUUUAAGGACAGAAAGUUGGGACCAGCCAACCGUAUUUGGAGGACUUGUGUCUGACAUUGACAAGGAAAAGCUACUUCAAGAUAAGUAUUCAGGCCGACAAGUCAGUACUGCCCCUACCUCCCACACUAAGGGAAAAUCACAAUCAUUGCCAAGAGUUCUUUCACCGGAGAGCCUGCGGUGUGUUGAAAUGCCCUCUCUCAUUACCAAAAAGCACUCAUUCAGUGGAACUAAAACAGUAUCUUGCCCCCGAACUGGACAGGGCCUGGAAACGUCUAGGCACCCUGAUCUAGCAGCCCACUUCCUUCCCUUACCCAAGCCCAAAUAUGGCAGACCCUUGAAGCCUCCUUCCUAUGAACUUCAUCAACAAACCAGGGGAAACCUGGAAACCAACUCACUGCAGGAUGACUUGCGAAAAGAGGAAGCCAUCUCCAGUUCAACCAAAGUCAGUGACCCGAUUCAGGAUGUUUGCACUCAGGACUCUAGCCUGGAGCCCCCUUUGUAUAUUCCCCCUCCAUGUUAUAAAUCACCAGCCCAGCAAAAUACAAAUCAGUAUUUGUCCAGUGAAGUGCCUGAUUAUGAUAUGUGCUUUAAUAAUGGUAUGCAGAGUCCAGUUGAAGCAACCAAUCUUGGCUACCCCCCAUCCACUGGUAUAUUUAAGAGUGGGUGUGAGCAUUAUCAGAAUGAACCAAUUCCUUAUGAUAAGAAAAGCCAUCUAAGUCAGGUGGAGGGCUACUUGUCUUCUGUUCAGUAUAUUCCUUUUGAUGACCCACGAAUACGGCAUAUUAAAAUCGCACACCCUGAUGGCCUUCAGGAGGAUGUCAGAGCUGCUGAGGAUGCAAAUAGGACAAGUCUGUAUACCUUCCAAGGGAAUUCUCUGGAAUCAGAGUACAACAGUGCCUUUUCAAAUAUGCCAGACUCACUAAAUACUGCUGUGAAAUGUGACCAGGUCUCUGGCAGUUCUGCACAGAGCAGCAGAUGGCUAGCAGAAUUGAACGUAGAUCAGGACAGUUGUGCCUUGCCUAGCCAAAGAGACAGUUAUGACGCAGGUAAUGACUUGAAUAGCAAAUGCCCCAAAGGUUGGUUGUCUGCACAAAGCCCUUAUGCACAACCCCUCUGUGAAACUGUGACUAAAGUGAAAACAUUUGAACCUGGCACAGAGAUCCAGAGCAAGAGGAGUUCAAAGAAAAAAAUGAACGAAACAAUAUUUUGCUUGGUCUCCAUCCCGGUAAAGUCUGAUCUGAAUCUGCCAGAUACUGAUAGGAACAACAACUUAACACAGGGGGGCGAAGAAAAGAAUGGGCUUGAUAACAGUGGGGUUCUGCAGGAACAAAGUCUCCUAAGCACUUCUUCCACUGAUUUGGAGCUCCAAGCCCUUACAGGAAGCAUGACCAAUAAGAAUGAGUUACGAAAACAAGAGUUGUGGAAACCAGAGUUCAAACAAAUGAAUGAUCUCAGAUUCCUGCAGCCUGCAAAACACAAGGAGCUCCAGUACUCUGGCUCAUGGCCAGGUGAUCAGUACAAGGACCAACAGACACAGACCAGUUUCACAGAAGAACCCAAAGUCAUGCGACUUUUCCAUGGUUUAGAACACACGGGAUCAGAUAUGGCAACAGCUUCCCAGUUGUUAAGACAUGGCACAUCUACUGCAGAGCCAACACUAACUGUGUUAGCUGCUGCCAACAAAAAGUGUAAACAAUUUACCUCCAGCAUGAAAGACCAAGGGUAUCAGAACAAAACCAGCAAUAGCAUAUAUUCUAGGACUCUUGUAGAUAGUCCAAAAGUAAGGCCCAUUUUGCCUUCUGCUUCACACACAGCUUUUUCUGGGCAGGAAAAGGAAACCAAUUCUGUCUUCAGAGAGGAAGAAAGCACCCCUUGUCAAAGUAAGGAACUGUUUGGGCAGUUCCUUUUGAAACCCGUUAGCCGCCGUCCUUGGGAUAUCAUAAGUGAGCUAGAAAGUUUCAACAAGGAGCUUCAGGAACAGGGAGAAAGUACUGAAGAUGGUGUAGAGAAUGAUGGCAAGCAGGAAAGGGAAGAGGAGGGAAAACGAGGGAGAAAAGAAAGUGGAACCUUUGGGAUUGAUGAGAUGUGCCAGGAGUCAGACCAGAGACCUGGGAUGCAGCCAGAAACUGUUAUACCAGUUGCUCCUAUAUGUACACAGGAUAAGAAUAAAAGCAAAUCUGAAAGUUUAAGUGCAUCUGAAUGGUCAAACACUAGGGUCAUAGCUAGUGAAUCUCAUGUGGAUACUAGAUGUUUGCAGGCCAGAGAGAUGGGUGAACCUAUCAGGGCAAUAAAUGGGUACCUUCUAGCAGAACAAAGAAAACAGGAAGUUGGGAAAAGGGUAAUAAAACAUGUUGUCAGUCUACAGUCAACCAAAAAAAUUCCAGACAACAGCUAUGAUGAUGAGAAUCACUACAAUCCAUUCAAUAGCUUCAGCUUCAGAAAAGAAAUCCAACUGGAAAAUGACAAUGUAAUUGACUUAGAUAGGCUGAAGAAACAUACAGCACCAAGGAAUAACUUAGCAUUGGAGAGAGGGUCAGUACUGCGAUUAUCUUUAACAAAUAGGAGUCAAGGUCUUUCUGAACCAGAUUUGAGAAGUGUGGGAUUUGAUGAUGACCAAGGACCUGGCACUCAUGUGCUGGAUUGUUAUGGAAAGCCUAUUGUGCCUGAGAUUCCCCCCAAUGAAUCGCUGCAGGCAAGAGCAGCUAGGAUCUUGGGAAUAGAGGUACCUGUGGACUGUCUUGUACCCAAUAACAGAACAGUUCAUGAUAAAUUAUCAAACAUCAUUUCCGAUAACCUACCCCAGAGCCCUAAAUUGUCAGCUGAAAAGGCACUGGGGGAUGUGACGGCAGCAAAGGUGACUUCUUACGAAGGAAGACGGAAGUGUGGCUGGGCAGAAAGCUCCUUCUUUGUUGGAGACAAUAUCUCAUUGGAGUCUACUGAAGACCAGAACCCUGGACAAGAAACAUUAAUAGCUGAACAUUUUGAGCAGCAUGAAAGUGUUAGCAAACAAAGUGAUGACCAUAUUCCCCCUCUUGAGUCUGUUGUGCUUCCAUUUGCUGAAAGACAUGAGAUUCCACCUAAUGCAGAAAAAAAAGGCAGAGGCACAUCAAAGGUGAUUGAGACCUUGCAAGGCAAACUUGCAGCUCCCCCUAACCGAGCUGCAAUGGAUCGCCUGGUGAGGAUGAAAGAAGUUCAUUCGGUUUCUCGUAUGAGGCGACUAAGCAUAAAGAACAUGGAUUCAAGUGAGGAUGGAGAUGAGGACAAACAGUCCAAGGGCUCAGAAGAAAGAGGAAGUGAUCCCAGUUCUGGGCAUAAUGAACUGCCCCGUAAGUUGUCCCAUGGAAGCUCAGUCUCCAAGCGCAUCAUCUCACUCGCUGAAAAUGGACUCUCGGACAACAGAAAUGAGAAGAAAAAUGGAAAACAUUCAUUUUCUUUAGAUGUGUAUGAUCCCACCAGAGUUGAAAGAGUGUGAUACGAAAAGACAAGAGUUCUGAUCCUUCUGCGGAACAUUUUUGCCAAGUCCCAGUACUGGAGGAUACUGACGAAGCCUUCAUUUCUGUUGGGGUGGGGGGGGGGAGAGAUUACUUCUUAUUCCACUGCUUUAUGGAGCCUGCCUGGAAGACGGCAAGAGAAAGAGAGUGAGCGAGCAAAAAUUUCUCAUUUUGGAACCAUCUGUUUUUUGUAGCUUAAGACUUAAUGCCACUACUUGGCAUGGACUGGUCAUUUUACAACCCAGCUGAGUAGCGUUCAUCCAGGAUGGUAAACAGGAUGAAGAUGGGAGGGGCGUGGAGGGAUGGUUGGCUAAUGCCUCUGUAGAAAAUGUAAACAGGGGAGAUUAGCAAAAUGAUUUCUGAAAGAAUGUGAAUUUCUAAGCUAAACAUCCGAACCACUGAACUCUAAGCUUUAACAUUGGCCAUGAAGCAGGCAGAAAGAGAGCUGCAGCCACUGCUUUUUUCAGCUCAUGGGAAUGGAAGCCAAUGGGAAAGGAGGCCGAUUGAUUGACUGUGAAAUUAUCUUGGACCAUGUGAAGGGGCUUUGACUUUAAAUGUCUUACUAGCCACAUGCACAGAAUAGAAGAGCAAAUGCUCCACAAAAACAAAACAAAACCCCAAGGCCAAAACAUCACUGUACAUACAUAUCAUUACAGCCAGUUCAGCCACUGCUACCAAACCAAUACCAAUGUUAUGCUGGCUGCUGCUGUUUUGCACUUAACUAUCACUUAGUUAGUUAUAUUUUCCCCCAACAUUUUAUUUUUUGAUUUCCUUCCAUUUUUGGGCUGACUUAAAAUUCUUUCCAUGAAGAAAUUGCUCCAUUACUAUAGCAGACCCCUUUAAAUGAAGCAACUUUUUUUUAACAGAAGGCGAUCUAUUUUUCUAUAGUCUAAGGAAAAUGCUAACUGUUGAGGUAUAUCUGCUUUUUACAGGAGGAAGGCUUUUUGGAGAAAUUGUUUCUUUGUAUGUCUUGAGUACUUUCCCCAUUAGGCACAGCUUCCGCUCUCUCCAUUGUAAAAAGAGUUAUGCGUUUAUGUGGGUAUGUACAUAUGUAGAUAUCUCUUCUAUGGAACAAAUCUGUUUGUAUUUAGAUAUAAGUUGUUCUCUUGUUGGCUGGCUUAUUUCUUUCAGAUAAGCACACAACUGACAAUGGUCCAGGAUCGUCUUCCACUUUGUAACAUUCCUUUCUUGUUUAUUACCAAAAACAAAACAAAACCCCAACUCAAUCCUAAGGAAUCUGAAGUAGCACAAAUAUUAAGAGGAUUUAAAAAGUGCAAAUCUAUCUAUGGAAUGUGUGUCAGGGUGCAUGGCCUCUACUCUGGUUCUUGGGAGAAUCCAGUUCCACCCAUAUGUUUAUGGAGGAAUAUGGGAUGGUGAUGCAUUCAAGGCAUCGGUGACAUAUAAUAAGCCACACAGAAGCUACAACACAGUUGACACUGAUCUACUAAAUAGGUCAUUGCCAAGAUACCAAGAGAAGAAUCAACUUGGGAGUCCAGGAUCAAAUCCUGCCAUAACUGACACAACAGAAGUGAUUUUACCUCUGUACCAGAUCUUAUAAACAGAUUUUAUAUCCAGCUAACGUCGCAGAGCCACUCACAGGAAUGGGCUGUCACUCUGUGUUCACGUUUUAAUAUUUACACUAAUUUUGUUUUUUAAAACUAUAAGCCCAUAUUAUAGACACUUUUGUGGCCAUACAAAGAGAUAUUUUGGAAAACCAUACUCCCAAAAUAUUGCAAGCAUAUUUGAAAAGAACCUUGUACAUUAUUCUAGGAUUAAUACUGUUUUAACCAACACAACACUUAUUUAAGUGUAUUCCAUGCUCACUUCCCCAUUCUGAAAAUGUAUUUCUGCCAAUUUGUAUUGGUCUUUUUAUAUAUUAUUUUUCUUUAAAAGCCAUGUUAUCUGCUAAGCAUUUCCAGUUCCUGAAAUUUUAUUUUUUUGGGUCCUAUCAUUUGGCCAGAUAUAAAACUAACCCACCUGUUGUGCUUUGGCAACCACAUUUGCUUAUCUGUAACAUGAGAUUCUAUUACAUAGGAUCGUUAUUAAAUAUUUAAAGUUUUUUAUAUAUCAAA
Sceloporus undulatus (fence lizard) is the source of this 6469-nucleotide messenger RNA. It is a transcript of the gene JCAD, whose product is annotated as junctional cadherin 5 associated. Gene Ontology annotation, biological process: positive regulation of blood vessel endothelial cell proliferation involved in sprouting angiogenesis. Gene Ontology annotation, cellular component: adherens junction; ruffle membrane. The record is from RefSeq and is a predicted model, not a curated record. Bases 341 to 4378 code for a protein of 1345 amino acids. The transcript has 5 exons. Lineage: Eukaryota; Metazoa; Chordata; Lepidosauria; Squamata; Phrynosomatidae.